Dipodomys spectabilis (banner-tailed kangaroo rat) is the source of this 1734-nucleotide messenger RNA. It is a transcript of the gene Prpsap2, whose product is annotated as phosphoribosyl pyrophosphate synthetase associated protein 2. NCBI's taxonomy places the organism in Eukaryota, Metazoa, Chordata, Mammalia, Rodentia, Heteromyidae. Gene Ontology annotation, molecular function: ribose phosphate diphosphokinase activity; magnesium ion binding. Gene Ontology annotation, cellular component: cytoplasm; ribose phosphate diphosphokinase complex. The record is from RefSeq and is a predicted model, not a curated record. The transcript has 12 exons. The coding region runs from base 206 to 1315 and encodes 369 amino acids. Gene Ontology annotation, biological process: 5-phosphoribose 1-diphosphate biosynthetic process; purine nucleotide biosynthetic process.
ACGCUGCCCGGAGGCUUGCGCUUUCUUCCUUCGGCAGCGGAGGCUGCGGCAGGGCCGGGGCUGCGGUCGGGACUAGGAGGAAUUCUGUUAUCAGAGAAUAACAGGAGGUUGUCCAUAAUUGACUUUAUUCCAGCACACAGUAAAACUCUGAGCUCUUCAGCUCCACCUUUCUUGCUCUGAGAAUUGGAAAACCAAGAAGGUUUUGAUGUUUUGUGUGGCGCCACCUGAAUUAGAAGCCAAGAUGAAUGUACCCAAAGGAGGUCUGGUGUUGUUUUCAGCAAAUUCCAACUCAUCGUGUAUGGAGCUUUCAAAGAAAAUUGCCGAGCGACUGGGGGUGGAGAUGGGCAAAGUGCAGGUUUACCAGGAACCUAACAGAGAAACAAGAGUACAGAUUCAAGAGUCUGUGAGGGGAAAAGAUGUCUUCAUCAUCCAGACCAUCUCAAAGGAUGUGAACACCACCAUCAUGGAGCUCCUCAUUAUGGUGUAUGCAUGUAAGACUUCUUGUGCCAAGAGCAUCAUUGGCGUGAUCCCCUACUUUCCCUACAGCAAGCAGUGCAAGAUGAGGAAGAGAGGGUCCAUAGUCUCUAAAUUGCUGGCUUCUAUGAUGUGCAAAGCUGGUCUGACUCAUCUUAUUACUAUGGAUUUACACCAGAAAGAAAUACAGGGCUUCUUCAAUAUUCCUGUUGAUAAUUUAAGAGCAUCUCCCUUCCUGUUACAGUACAUUCAAGAAGAGAUCCCAGAUUAUAGGAAUGCUGUUAUUGUGGCCAAGUCUCCAGCCUCAGCCAAAAGGGCACAAUCUUUUGCAGAGCGCCUGCGCCUGGGCAUCGCAGUGAUUCAUGGAGAAGCCCAGGAUGCUGAAUCUGACUUGGUAGAUGGUCGGCAUUCCCCACCCAUGGUCCGGAGUGUGGCUGCCAUUCACCCCAGCCUGGAGAUUCCCAUGCUGAUUCCUAAAGAGAAGCCCCCCAUCACAGUUGUUGGCGACGUUGGAGGAAGGAUUGCCAUCAUUGUGGAUGACAUCAUUGAUGAUGUGGACAGCUUUCUCGCCGCAGCAGAGACCCUGAAAGAGAGGGGAGCAUAUAAGAUCUUUGUGAUGGCGACCCAUGGCUUGUUAUCUUCAGAUGCCCCCCGGCUGAUUGAAGAGUCUGCCAUUGACGAGGUGGUGGUUACCAAUACAAUCCCACAUGAAAUCCAGAAGCUCCAGUGCCCCAAGAUCAAAACCGUGGACAUCAGCAUGAUCCUUUCAGAAGCCAUUCGCCGCAUUCACAAUGGGGAGUCCAUGUCUUACCUUUUCAGAAACAUAGGCUUAGAUGACUGAGCAGCUUUCCUUUUGUAAACUGCCAAGGGCCAAACUGGAAGCCUGGGUAUGGGUGCCAGGAGGAGUCACGUGCCCAAGAAUGACUGGAUAUACUUGACUGGAGCCCAUGUGUCUCAUCCCUCCCUCUCCACACCCGCUCUUCUUGAUGAUUCCUAGGAAUAUAAACCAACUUUUUACAUUGGUUUGGGUACCUGUGAGUUUAGGGGGCAAUUUUUAUAAAAGAAAGUAUUCUCCUCUUAAAUAAAGCAAGCAAGACCUAGUUAUGGUGUUACUAUUGGUUUUUAGUGUAACUAUUUUAACUACACUUGGAAUAAGAUUUUUUUAAGAUCUUAGCUUUUUUGCAGAGUUGCUUGAGCCAGGAAUUCAAAUGAGUUACAAAAUGAUCUACUGUUUCAUUCCUACAGGCGAAAAGCCAAAAG